This is a messenger RNA of Sorex fumeus (smoky shrew), 9217 nucleotides long. It is a transcript of the gene HELZ2, whose product is annotated as helicase with zinc finger 2. The record is from RefSeq and is a predicted model, not a curated record. Gene Ontology annotation, molecular function: metal ion binding; 5'-3' DNA helicase activity; ATP hydrolysis activity. NCBI's taxonomy places the organism in Eukaryota, Metazoa, Chordata, Mammalia, Eulipotyphla, Soricidae.
GUGAGUGCUGUGUGUCUGUGGGUGUGGCCUCCUGGGCUGACUCAUCCUCUCCCUCCCAGGCGUCUCCUGGUGGGGCAGCAGCCCCUGCGCACCUGCUGACCCAUGGCCCAUGACGCCGCCUUUCGGACCCGGCCGGCACUGGGCGCGAUGUCCCCCGGGAACGGCCGGGCGCCCGCCGGCGCUGGGGCCUCCAAGGAGCCCUGCCUGGCCCGGCUGCAGGCGCAGGUGGACCUGUCCCUGGCCUGCCCCCGCUGCACGCAGCGGCUGAACGAGAGCACCUACCUGCUGCGUGGCGUGGAGCACGAGUGCCCGCGGGAGAUCCUCCUGGCCCGCCGGAAGGGCGCGGCGCCCAGCAAGCCCUGGCGCAAGGUGGACCGGCGGCCCAGCUUCCCGCGGCCGGCGCGGUACGAGGUCUGCCGCUACUACAAGCCGGGCCUGGGCUGCCGGCGCCACCGCAACCAGUGCACCUUCGCGCGCAGCCCCGAGGAGGCGCUGGUGUGGACGUGGGAGCGGGAGUCCGGCGCGGGCCGGCCCUGGCUGAAGGCCGCCCUGCUGGGGGGCGCGGUCGGGGGCAGCCCCGCCGACGCCAUCCGCGCCGAGUUCGGCGGCCGCUUCCAGCUGCUCUGCACCCACUGCUUCCGCCGCUCGCCUCCUCGCCUCAGUCCCGUCGACGCCCAGGGCCGCUGCGGCGCCCACGGGGCCUGCCCGGCCCUGCUGGCGCACGUGAGCGCCGACGGCCACAGCAAGCAGCAGGUGGUGGAGGUGCGGGCCCAGCCGCAGUACGGCCAGCCGCUGGCCUUCUGCAUGUUCGUGGGCCGCGGCCGGCCCUGCAGGCACGGGGCGGCGCGGUGCCAGUACGCGCACAGUGCCGUGGAGAUGGCCGUGUGGGAGGCCGAGCAGCUGGGCGGGCUGCGGCGGGGGGCCCUGCUCGCGCCCCCCGGAGCCGGCCCCCCAGGUGCGCUGUACUGCCCGGCCUGCCUGCUGUCCUGCGGCUCGCCCGAGGCCUUCGAGAACCACUGCGCCUCCCUGGAGCACAGGCAGAUGGUGGCCCUGGAGCCGGCCGCCACCUGGGGCCACCGCAGCCCGCCCGCCGGCCUGACCUCCUUCGAGCUCUGCCCCAGGCCCGAGCACUGUGAGUACGGGCGGCUCUGCACCAAGGCCCACUCCCCGGAGGAGCUCGUCGAGUGGACCCGGCGGGCCGAGAGUGUGCGGCUGCGGGAGGAGGCCGCCUGGAAGGAAGGGCUGAUGCCCUACCAGGAGCGGCUGCUGGACGAGUAUCAGCGCAGCGGGAGCGAGCUGCUGGUGCUGGCUGAGGCCGUGGAGGGCGUGUCGGCCUCCUGUGACCAGCCCCUGCUGCUCCGGGCAGCCCACAAGGUGACGCAGCACAGCUGGACGUUCACCCUGCGCUCCGAGGCGCCCCUGCAGCACGUGGCCUUGCUCAGGCAGGAGCCCGGCGCCACCUUCUCGCUGGUGGCCCCCGGCCUGCCCCCAGGGCAGCAGUACGCCUGCGGUGAGCGGUUCCGGGGGCCCGACGCGCCCCUGCAGGCCCGGGUGACCGUGCAGGUGCUCAGCGCCUCCUUCGGCACCUUCGAGCAGUGGCUGGCCUUCGACUUCGGCUGCCGGCCCGUGCUGCUGCGGAAGCUGACCCUGCAGCUGGGCCAGGAGCGCUGCCCGGGGCCCCGGGCGCCCCCCGCCCCCGCCCCACCGCCGCCGCUGGAGCGCUGGCACACGGGCAACCGCCAUGUCGUGCCCAGCGUGGAGCGCUCGACCGAGCAGGCCACCCUGCUGGCCAAGUACAAGGGGCCCGACCUGGCUCUGGACUUCAGCCGCGGCGGCCAGGCCCCGGGGCCCAUGUCCUGCGCCAACUACCGCCAGAGGAUGCACCAGUUCCUCUACGAGGAAGAGGCGGCACAGCAGCGGCUGGUGGCCAAGCUGAACCUGCGGGGCCCGGUGUCCCUCCAGACGUCCCUGCAGACGCCCGCCCUGGGCCUGGUGCUCGCGCCCCCGGGCGCCCUCUACGCAGAGGUGCCCGUGCCCCCCUCCCUGACGCCGGACACGGACCAGGGCUUCCUGCUGGGCCGGGCGGUGAGCACCGUGCUGGUGGCCCCGGUGCCCGCCCCGGACCUCACGGUGUUCGAGGCGCGGCUGGAGAGCCGGGCCAGCUGGGAGCAGGCCCUGUGGCUGCUGCUGCCCGCGCACUGCUGCCAGGCCCUGGGGCUGCAGGCCGGCUGCAGCCGCGUCCUGGAGGUGCAGUUCCAGGUGGACCCCCUGGUCUUCCGCCGGUGGCACCAGGCAGUGGACGCGCUGGCCGACGUGCGCCUGGUGGUGCCUGACCUGCAGGCCAGUGCGCUGCCCCGGCCCCUGCCCCGCCCGCCCACGGUGCACGGCAACCGCAAGCAGAAGCUGGCCGUGGCGGCCAUUGUGGGCACCCACCCCGGCGGCCCCGCGCCCGUGGCCCCCCUGCUCAUCUACGGCCCCUUCGGCACGGGCAAGACCUACACGCUGGCCAUGGCCUCCCUGGAGGUGGUGCGGCAGCCGGACGCCAGGGUGCUCAUCUGCACACACACCAACAGCGCGGCCGACAUCUACAUCCGGGAGCACUUCCAUGGCCAUGUCCUCAGCGGCCACCCCGAGGCAGCGCCGCUGCGGGUGAUGUUCACGGAUCGGCCGCCCGGGCAGACGGACGCGGUCACGCUGCAGUACUGCUGCCUGAGCGCCGACCGCCAGGCCUUCCGGCCGCCCAGCAGCGCCGAGCUGGAGCGGCACCGCAUCCUGGUGGCCACCACGGCCCAGGCGCGGCAGCUGCGGGUCCCCGCCGGCUUCUUCUCGCACAUCUUCCUCGACGAGGCCGCCCAGAUGCUGGAGUGCGAGGCCCUGGUGCCGCUCGGCCACGCCACGGCCAACACCUGCGUGGUGCUGGCGGGUGACCACAUGCAGGUCACGCCCCGGCUCUUCAGCGUGCCGCGGGACCGGGCGGCCGGCCACACGCUGCUGCACCGGCUCUUCCGGCACUACCAGCAGCAGCCGGACGAGGCCGCCCGGCACAGCCGCAUCAUCUUCCACGAGAACUACCGCUGCACCGAGGCCAUCAUCCGCUUCGUGGCCCGCCACUUCUACGCGGCCAAGGGCAACCCCAUCCACGCCAGCGGCAAGGUGCCGCGCCACCCCCACCUCUACCCGCUCAUGUUCUGCCACGUGGCCGGCUGCCCGGAGCGUGACCUGUCCAUGACGUCCUGGCUCAACCCGGCCGAGAUCAGCCAGGUGGUGGAGAAGGUGCAGGAGCUCGUGGGCACCUGGCCACACUGCUGGGGCAGCUGCGAGCAGGGGCAGAUCUGCGUCGUCUCCCACGGCGCCCAGGUGAGCGCCCUGCGGCAGGAGCUGAGGCGACGGAGCCUGGGCCAGGUGUCCGUGGGCAGCUUCGAGAUCCUGCCAGGCCGAGAGUUCCGCGUGGUGGUCCUCAGCACGGUGCACACCUGCCGCAGCCUGCAGAGCCCUGGCGCGCCCAGCCCCGACUUCUUCGUCGACGCGCGGGUGCUCAACACCAUCCUGACCCGCGCCCAGUCGCAGGUGGUGGCCGUGGGCGACGCCGUGGCCCUCUGCUCCGUCGGGGCCUGCAGCAAACUGUGGAAGAGCUUCAUCCGGGAGUGCGUGGAGCAUCACAGCGUCUGCCCCCCGGACCUGUCGCUGGAGCAGGUCGAGGGCGGUGUGGCAGCCCAGCGGCGCUGGGCCCGCGGGCCCCUGGACCUGCCGGCACCCCGGGGCCCCGCGGCGGGGGCCGCGAGCCCUGGAAGCCCUGCCGGGGGUGGGCCUGAGGCCAAGCCUGGGGCACCAGGCCCUGAGACGGCGGCCUCCGGGGAGAGGGAGGAGGCGGCCGCGGUGGCCGUGGGUGACGGGGUGCUCUCAGGCCCCGGGGCUGCCGCGGGGGCCGAGUCCGACUUCUGGCUGUUCGAGGGGGAGCUGGACCCCGAGGACUCCAUCCUGCAGGAGCUGCUGGACGAGAGUCUGAAGAUGGCCGUGCUGGUGCAGGAGGACGGGCUGCUGGACACGGUGGCCAGGCCCCGGUCCCCGCAGCAGGCCCGGCAGUACGUGAACCUGCCGCGGGCCAUGCUGUGCACGCUCCUGCGGGCCGAGCCCGAGCGGUACCGGCGCUGCACACUCGUGCAGGAGACCUUCGAGCGGGCCACUGCGGUGCCGCUGGACGAGGGGGGCUCGGGGCCCAUCCAGCUGAGGGGCCGCCUGCGCUGCGGCAUGGCCUUCACCGGGGACGAGGUGGUGGUGAAGCUCGGUGACCCGGGCCCCGGGCAGCCGCAGGGCUGCGUGGUGGGGGUGCUCCAGCGCCGGCAGCAGGAACUGGUGUUCGUCUGCCGCAUGGACGAGUGGGACCCGCGCAUCAUGACGCCCAUCGACGGCUCCGUGACCAAGAUCUUUGUGGCGGAGCUGCGGGACCCGCAGGAGGUGCCCCUGCACCGGCUGGCACGGGGCCGCCUGGAGCGGGCGGGGACCGAGCGGCUGCCACACAGCGCUCGCCGCAGGCGGCUCUUCCGCGUGUGCGUGGUGCUGUGGCGCGAGCGCUUCUACUGCCCGCUGGGCGUCGUCCUAGAGGUGCUGCCCGAGGCCUCCAACUGGGAGCACGGCGUCCACGCCCUGGACCUGGAGUACAGCCUAAAGCCCCCAUCGGCGGAGCCCGCGGCCGUCACGGGGGCCCUGCGGAAGUACCGCGCGGAGCUGGGCAAGGUGCCCCCCUGCCGGCAGGACUGCCGCGGCAUCCUCACCUUCACCGUGGACCCGCCGGACGCCUGCAACCUGGACGACGCCAUCAGCGUCCGGGACCUGGGCCUCAGGUACGAGGUAGCCGUGCACAUCACCGACGUGGCCAGCUGUGUGCCCAGGGACGGCGUCCUGGACGCCGAGGCCCGCAGGCGGGGCACGGCCUUCUACGCCCCCAACCGGGAGCCCGUGCCCAUGCUGCCCGCCAGCCUCUGCCAGCAGGCGCUCAGCCUCCUGCCCGGCCAGGACCGCCUGGCCAUCUCCCUCUUCCUCACCGUGGAGAAGGGCAGCGACCGGCUCAAGGACGUCCGCUUCGCGCCCUCGCUGGUGCGCUCCGACUGGCGGCUGUCCUACGCGGAGGCGGAGCAGCUCAUCCGGCAGCACCCGGGGGCCGGCUUGGAGCUGCCCACCAGCCUGGACUCGGUGGCCGCCUGCGUGGCGGCCGCCUGCUACCUCUCCCGGGUGCUGCGUGGGCGCCGGCUGCAGCAGGCCUGCUGCUACGAGCCCCCAGACGAGGACAGCGAGCUGGGCUUCCGCGCGGCCCACAGCAUGGUCAAGGAGUACAUGAUCCAGUUCAACAGCCUGGCGGCCGAGUUCCUGGUGGGCAGCGAGGCCACGCGGGAGGUCACCCCGCUGCGCUGGCAGCCGGCGCCCGCCCGACAGCAGCUGGAGGCGCUGGGUCGGAAGCACGCGGCCUGGCUGCCCCUCUCGCUGCCCCUGGCCCAGCGCCUGGGGGCCCACGGGCCCCCGGCCGCCCAGCUGCCCCUGCUGGCUGCCCUCUGGGGGCGCAUCCAGCAGGCAGCCCGGGCCGGGGACCUGCCGCUGCUGGUGGACCUGGUGACCACGGACGACCUGCACCCCGCCCUGCUGCCCGUGGUGUUGGACUUCCACCGGGCGCUGGCCCGCUCCGCGUUCUGCCGCUCCGGGCCGGGCCCGCAGCCGCCGCGGGGCCACUACUCCCUGCAGGUGGACUGCUACACCUGGGCCUCCUCGCCCAUCCGCAGGUACCUGGACCUGGUGCUGCAGCGGCAGCUGCUGCACGUGCUGGGCUGCGGGGGCGCCGCCUACAGCGCCCAGGACAUCGACGGGCUCUGCCAGGAGUUCGGCCACCAGCACGCACGCGCCCAGGCCUACCAGCGCCGGGCCCGGAGCCUGCACCUGGCCGAGCGGCUCAGCGCCCAGCCGUGGGCCAAGCUGGGCGUGGCGGUGGACGUAGAGGCGGGCGCCCGCUGCUUCCGGCUGCUCUUCCCCGCCGACCCCGACAGCCUGCCAGACCCCUGCCCGGUGCCCUACCGCGCCCUGCAGCUGGCCGAGCCCCCGCGGGCCCUGGAGGGCCGGCCCGGCCUGCGGCUCACCUGGCGGCGUCGCAUCUACUCGGUGCGGGAGGACACAGCCUGCCUGCCACUGCCCGGCGCCCUGCUUGACGCCCACCGCCGGCCCGUGGACUCGGCCCUGUGGCAGCGGCUGCUGGAGCUGGUGCAGGGGCAGUGCUGGCCCGAGGCGGCCGCCCUGGUGCGGGAGCAGGGCGCGGCGGAGCCGGAGCCCCUGGAGCUGGGCCAGGCGCGGCGGAGCCCCUGCGGGCUGUUCGUGGAGGUCUGGCGGGACCUGCGCGCGGGCGACGUGCUGAGCGUGCAGCUGGGCCCGGCCCUGCAGCAUGGCUUCCUGGCGCCGGCGCUGCAGCUCUGGGCCGUGGCGCCGGGCCUCAGCCUGUGCCUGGAGCACGUGGAGCGGCCGGGACCCUGCUUCUCGGGCCUCGAGCUCCAGGCGGGGCGCGACCGCUGCCAGGACGUGGCCGAGUACGUGAGCGUGUGGCGGCCGUUCUGCGCGCUGGAGGCGGUCACCAGCGCGGUGGCUGAGAACGAGUCCAUCACGCUGCAGGGCGUGCGCAUCUCCUGGAGCCCCGAGCGGACCCCGCAGGGCCAGCUGCAGGGCACCUUCCGGCUGGGCUCGGACCUCCUGCUCCGCCACUGCAUCAACGUCAGCUUCAGCCACUGUUACCUCUGCAUCCGGCUGGACGGGCUGCAGCCUGCCCGGGCCCCCGCCAGCCCGGGCCCGGCGCCCCCCUUCACCACAGACCCCGACACCUUCACCUGGGUGGCCCACGGGCUGACGGAGGGCACGGAGGAGGAGGAGGACCGGAAUGGGCUCAUCACCGGCAGGCUCGUGCCCUUCUGCGUCCAGCAGAUGGCCAUGGGGCAGGUGCCCGCGCAGGUGCUGAGGCCUGACGCCCGGUUCACCGUCGAGGUGCUGCCCAAGCAGCUCCCUGACAUCCGUAAGGAAGAGGCCGUGUGUGGGCUGGACAGGGCCUCACAGCUGGUCAUCAGCAUCGCGCUCGGCCAGCCCCUGGCGCUGCCCCGCCAGCAGCUCCCGCACAGAGGGAUCCCCGGCAGGCUCCUGGAGCAGAGGGUCUUCGACAUCCCGCACAGCCGCCACAAGCUGAACCCCAGCCAGACCGAGGCCGUCCGGGAGGCCCUGAAGAAGCGGUUCACGGUCAUCCAGGGCCCGCCAGGCACGGGGAAGACCGUGGUGGCCCUCCACAUCGUCUUCUGGUUCCACAAGUCCAACGAGGAGCGGGCGCCGGCCAGCAGCGGCCUGGGCAGGAGGAAGUCCCAGGGGGGCCCCCACAUCCUCUACUGCGGACCCUCGAACAAGUCGGUGGACGUCUUGGCAGGUCUGCUCCUGAGCAGGGCGGCAGAGCUGAGGCCCCUCCGUGUGUACAGCGAGCAGGCCGAGGGCACCGAGUUCCCCCUGCCCGGUGUGGGCAGCAGGGGCCUGUCCAGGAGGAGCCCCGGGGAGGGGCGGCCGAACCAAGCCCUCAGGAGCAUCAGCCUGCACCACCGCAUCCGGCAGCCGCCCAACCCCUGCGCCUCGGCCAUCAGGGCCUUUGACGCGCGGCUGCGGAACGGGGAAAUCCUGUCCAGAGAGGAGCUUGCGAAGUACCGGGAAGUGCUGAGCCAGGCACGGAACUUCGAGCUGGCGCAGCACCGCGUGAUCCUCUGCACGUGCUCCUGCGCGGCCGCGGCCAGCCUCAAGAAGCUGCACGUGUGGCAGGUGCUGGUGGACGAGGCCGGCAUGGCCACCGAGCCCGAGACCCUCAUCCCCCUGGUGAACUUCCCCAGGGCCGAGAAGGUGGUCCUUCUGGGGGACCACAAGCAGCUGCGGCCCGUGGUCAAGAACGACCAGCUGCAGGCCCUGGGCCUGGACCGGUCCCUCUUCGAGCGGUACCACAAGGACGCCUUCAUGCUGGACACGCAGUACCGCAUGCACAAGGGCAUCUGUGCCUUCCCGUCCAUGGAGUUCUACCAGAACCAGCUGAAGACCUGGCCGGAGCUUCGGCGGGCGCCCAGCGUCCUGGGCCACCCCGGCAGGGCCAGCUGCCCUGUCAUCUUCGGCCACAUCCAGGGCCACGAGCAGAGUCUGCUGGUGUCCACAGAUGAAGGGAAUGAGAACUCCAAAGCCAACCUGGAGGAGGUGGACCAGGUGGUUCACAUUGCCAAGGAGCUGAUUCUGGGGCGCACGGUGCAGCCCGAGGAAAUCGCCAUCCUCACGCCGUACAAUGCCCAGGCCGCAGAGAUCAGCAAGCUCCUGGCCUCCAAGGGCCUCAGGGGAGUGACCGUGUCCUCCAUCACCAAGAGCCAGGGCAGCGAGUGGCGCUACGUGCUGGUGAGCACCGUGCGCUCCUGUCCCGAGGCCGACGUGGACCAGCGGCCCACCAAGGGCUGGCUGAAGAAGUUCCUGGGCUUCGUGGUGGACCCCAACCAAGUGAACGUGGCCAUCACCCGUGCCCAGGAGGGGCUCUGCCUCAUCGGAAACCAAGUCCUCCUGCGCUGCUGCCCGCUCUGGCGCCGGCUUCUCGAAUUCUGCGAGGAGCAGCAGAGCUUGGUGCCGGCCGCCCAGAUCCAGGUCCGGAAGAAGCCUGCUGUCUUCUCCUGAAAGCCCAGCUCCUGCCCUGGCUCUUCCUGGACACCGCAGGGAAGUCCCGGGCCGCGGGCGGGCCGCUGGGGGUCCUUCAGCCCCGCCCCAGGGCUGCCCGGGCAGCUCGGCCUUCUUUUCUGUUUCAGGAAGCCCCGCCGGCCCCUCAGCGCCGCCCAGGGCAAGGAGCCCCUCCCGGACCCGGACGGGGGCCCUUCUGCCUACCUCUGCGGGCCCCGCCUCCGCCCGCCCCUCCUCCUGCCGCUCAGCUGCUGUGCGAUACUCGGGGGGCGGCCUGCGGCGCGGGCCCCCGCCCCUCCCCCAGGCGGCUCGGGCCCCGUGCAAUUCCCCUCCCCGCCGCGUGGCGGCGCCGCGCGCCCCGCCCACACGCAGAGGGCUUACCGCCGCGGUGCCGGGAAGUGUGUGAUUGAUGUUUUCUACAAAUCAUAUUUCUACAUUCCAAUUUUUAUGUAUUUUCUUGGACCCUGACUUAUAUGAUCAAAUCUUAAUUUUUAUUAUAAAGACCAAUCUGAAAGCG